ACUGUCGGGUCUCCACGGGCCUGGCUCGCCGGGGCGGAUCCUCAGGGCGGCCCCCAAGACCACAGGCAAGAUGAACAUUCUGGCCCCGGUGCGGAGGGACCGCGUCCUGGCGGAGCUGCCCCAGUGCCUGAAAAAGGAGGCCGCCUUGCACGUGCAUAAAGACUUCAAUGUCCGGGUCACCUGCGCCUGCCAGGAACACCGGACAGGCACCGUGGGAUUUAAGAUCUCCAAGGUCAUUGUGGUGGGGGACCUGUCCGUGGGGAAGACGUGCCUCAUUAACAGGUUCUGCAAAGACACCUUUGAUAAGAACUACAAGGCCACCAUCGGAGUUGACUUCGAGAUGGAGCGAUUUGAGGUUUUGGGCGUUCCCUUCAGCCUGCAGCUGUGGGAUACUGCCGGACAGGAGAGGUUCAAAUGUAUUGCAUCCACCUACUACCGAGGAGCUCAGGCCAUCAUUAUUGUUUUCAAUCUGAAUGAUGUGGCUUCCCUGGAACACACCAAGCAGUGGCUGGCUGAUGCCCUCAAGGAGAACGACCCCGCCAGGGUGCUGCUCUUCCUUGUGGGUUCCAAGAAGGACUUGAGUACUCCCGCUCAGUACGCGCUCAUGGAGAAGGAUGCGCUCAAGGUGGCCCAGGAGAUGAAGGCCGAGUACUGGGCGGUCUCCUCUCUCACUGGUGAGAACGUUCGAGAGUUCUUCUUUCGGGUGGCUGCCCUGACCUUUGAAGCCAAUGUACUGGCUGAGCUGGAAAAAUCUGGAGCCCGGCGCAUUGGGGAUGUUGUGCGCCUCAACAGUGACGACAGCAACCUCUAUCUGACUGCCAGCAAGAAGAAGCUUGCGUGCUGCCCCUGAGGAGUGAGGGCAUUGUUUUAGAGACUGCCCACCCCAGGGCAUCGUGGCACCCUGACUCCCUCAGGGUGCCUGUGCUGGUUUUCUAGACCACAGAGCUGCCCCUGGGGGCAGUACCCCCAGAGGGUUUGCUGGGACCAUGCUAAUGAUUAAUGCUUCCAGGCACCAUGCCAAAGACUGGAUGCCCUCCUGGAUCUCCAGGGACUGCGUGUAUAUGCACCCGUGCAGGGCCGUGUCCCUGCAUGCAUUGCAAGCCCAGCCCCACACUGUGCCUUACGCAUUAAAACCUCUGAGUUACUAGCA
Molecule: messenger RNA, 1150 nt
Organism: Ochotona princeps (American pika)
Lineage: Eukaryota; Metazoa; Chordata; Mammalia; Lagomorpha; Ochotonidae
Gene: RAB34
Product: RAB34, member RAS oncogene family
Exons: 10
Coding region: 71-850 (259 amino acids)
Biological process (GO): endocytosis; phagosome-lysosome fusion
Molecular function (GO): GTP binding; GTPase activity
Source: RefSeq, a predicted model, not a curated record